Molecule: messenger RNA, 5765 nt
Organism: Suricata suricatta (meerkat)
Lineage: Eukaryota; Metazoa; Chordata; Mammalia; Carnivora; Herpestidae
Gene: TENT5C
Product: terminal nucleotidyltransferase 5C
Exons: 3
Coding region: 281-1456 (391 amino acids)
Biological process (GO): mRNA stabilization
Molecular function (GO): RNA binding; poly(A) RNA polymerase activity
Source: RefSeq, a predicted model, not a curated record
UAAGAACGGAGGGGGCGGCGGCAAGCCCGCUCACUCGGUACCGCUACUUGGGGGCUCUACUGACCGCACCGCUCCUGCUGGGGGCUGCCCUCGCCAGGGACCUACCUCUGUCGCCUCCUCUUCUGCCACCCAGGGAGGCAGUCUGAGCUGUACCAGCAGGGUUCUGUCCUUUGACAUUCUUGUUUGUGAAGAUGGAGAACUUAAUAUCUCUGGAGUCCAGCUUUUACUUGAGAUAACUGAAACCUUGUGUCUUAAGUUUCCCUGCAAGAACACCCUCAGGAUGGCAGAGGAGAGCAGCAGUGCCAGGGACUGCCUGUCCUUCAGCGUGCUCAGCUGGGAUCAGGUCAGCCGGCUGCACGAGGUCCUGACUGAGGUCGUACCCAUCCACGGACGAGGCAACUUUCCAACCUUGGAGAUAACGCUGAAGGACAUCGUCCAGACUGUGCGCAGCCGGCUGGAGGAGGCAGGCAUCAGAGUGCAGGACGUCCGGCUGAACGGCUCCGCAGCUGGCCACGUCUUGGUCAAAGACAACGGCCUGGGUUGCAAAGACCUGGACCUCAUCUUUCACGUGGCUCUUCCAACGGAGGCAGAAUUUCAGCUGGUCAGAGAUGUGGUGCUGUGCUCGCUCCUGAACUUCCUGCCCGAGGGUGUGAACAAGCUCAAAAUCAGUCCGGUCACCCUGAAGGAGGCGUAUGUCCAGAAACUGGUGAAGGUCUGCACGGACACCGACCGUUGGAGCCUCAUCUCCCUGUCCAACAAGAACGGGAGGAACGUGGAGCUGAAGUUCGUCGACUCCAUCCGGCGCCAGUUCGAGUUCAGCGUGGACUCUUUCCAGAUCAUCUUGGACUCAUUGCUCUUUUUCUACGACUGCUCCAGCAGCCCCAUCUCUGAGCACCUCCACCCCACGGUGAUCGGGGAGAGCGUGUACGGGGACUUCGAGGAAGCCUUCGACCACCUGCAGAACAGACUGAUCGCCACCAAGAACCCCGAAGAGAUCCGGGGCGGGGGGCUGCUCAAAUACAGCAACCUCCUGGUGCGGGACUUCAGGCCCACAGACCAGGAAGAAAUCAAGACUCUGGAGCGUUACAUGUGCUCCAGGUUCUUCAUCGACUUCCCGGACAUCCUGGAACAGCAGAGAAAGCUGGAGACCUACCUGCAGAACCACUUUGCCGAGGAGGAGAGGAGCAAGUACGACUACCUCAUGAUCCUUCGCAGGGUCGUGAACGAGAGCACCGUGUGCCUCAUGGGGCACGAGCGGAGGCAGACCCUGAACCUCAUCUCCCUCCUGGCCUUGCGUGUGCUGGCCGAACAAAACAUCAUCCCCAACGCCACCAACGUCACCUGCUACUACCAGCCAGCUCCCUAUGUCAGUGACGGCAACUUCAACAACUACUACGUUGCCCAAACGCCCGUUACCUACAGCCAGCCGUACCCUACCUGGCUGCCCUGUAACUAGCCUCGAGACCUGAGGGUUUCCGCAGCGGGGACCCCACAGGGCGAGGGCUCUCAGGUAGGGGAGCCUCCUUCUAGAUGUAGGUGUUUGGCUUUUUUAAAGGGGAACUCAGCUCUGAUUCGGCUUAUUUUUUCCUUUAUGCACCCAUUGGACUGGGUCUAUGGUAUGUCAUGAGCCAACCCUGAAGGGACCCAUUUUUCCAGUGCCACUUUGGAAAACGCUCUAGGAAGUAGGGCCCAUCCACAUCUUUCCGAGAGACACGAACACGUCACGCUCCGAACAUCCACACCGGGAGGUUUGAGCUCCGAGCGCUAAUGGAACCUGGGGAAGCUCCCGGGCAGUGUGUCUCCCUCAGGCCUAGAGUCGGCUCUGUUGGCCCCCACUUGGCGUGCUCCGUUGUUACGUGGAAGUUGUGGUUCUCGUCUGUUUUCUUGUGCCGAUUUUAGCCAGGCAGAAAAUGGGGGACGCGAGAGUGGUGUCGUGGCUGCAUUUUUGUGUUCAGGGGACCGGAUUACGUAUGUUUAUUCCCUGUUAGCAGAGCUGAGGAUUUCUUUUCACCAAGGAACCAAAGCCGGUAGCUGGAGAAUCGAGAUCUGGUUGAAAGUGGUUUAUGGUUUAGAUGCUGUGCUCUCACGAGGACUAGUGAGAUCUUGCUGAGGGAGGAAAAAAAAGGAAAAAAAAAAAAAAAGACCUUUGCUUGAAAUGUAACUUGAAAACAAAAUGAAAUGUGGAACACAACAUUAAAGGAGAAUUGUGGGGGCGGGGGUGGGGCAGGGCGGGGCUGGUUGUAAAUAGGAAACAUGAAUGUUCACCUUUUUUUCUAUCAGGAAUUCUUAUUGACUGACACUUCCCCCCCCUCCCCAGCAGCUUAUCACUUUAGUGUUGCUCUUCCCAAGACGAAGGAUUGUCCAGAGUCCUUGCAGUAACUGACGUGAGGGUCUUCCCAUGUUUUAAUUGGAAACCCCCUUUGGUCACAUUUCGAGGAUGACCAGCUGUUUUUUGGAGUGCCUUAGCUGAUGAGUUGUUUGUCUGUUUUUGUUCUUUCUUCAAAAAAAAAUAGUGAUUUCCCUCUCCAGGCUUUUUCAGACAGCAAAUGAAUUCAGGAAUUUCAGUGGGGCUGAGUGACCUGUGGAAUGACCUGCCAUUGUGGGCAGAGUGCUCUGGCUGAAACACUGCUUUGAACCUGAACCUGCCAUCCCUGUGGUGUGUUUGAGGCUCCGUGCCCAGGGGCUGCCAGGCACCUUGCGGUGUAAUUAAUUCUGGUGUGCUCUGGGGAAGAACGGGGUAAACGAAGAAGGGUCUCCCUUAUUCUGGUGGAUUUUGACCGUACUCGUUUCUAGUCUGCACUUUAGAAGGAAAGCAGUGUUAAUUUCCAGUCUAAAGAAAGCUCAGUAAAUGGGAGAGUUCUGGGCUACUGCCCUCCCCAGUGGAUUUGAAACUUCUAUAGGAUCCCUUAGAAAGCAUCACUCUAAUCACUCCUUUGCACAGAGGGCAAAGGAACUCAGUACCGCCAGCCAGCUUGGUUUAUAAAGUGAUUCCAUCAGAUCCACACUCCUGAUUUUUCCUGCUUGUGUGGCCAUAGAAAUGCCCAGCCCUGAGUGAUCACUUUCCUUUCUCCGUGCUUUAAGUGGUGAAGUUACCUUACAGCUUAGUGGAAACCGAGUGGUUUACCUUUUUCUAAAGAUGGUAUUUUCAGGGUUGUUUUUUUGUUUGUUUGGAAUGUGAGGUCUUGGUCCUCUUAAAAGCAGAUUGGUCAUGACUGAGCCCUGAGGCUCACUUGUCCUACACCAGGUGAAUAGAAGCCACUUCUGUGGGUGACCAGCUCCUGUCUCCCUGUGAAUUGCAGUCACAUUUGAAUUCACUGGUUUGGAGUCUAGGCCAGUUCUACACUGAAGGGGGAGCCCAGCAUGCUUCAGGGUUAAAAGGGGAGGCAACGAAGAGUGAAUCCCAGCUUAUAAACAACCUGUUCCUCCGUGACAUUAAAAGUCUGCCAUUGUGGUCAGAUGGCAACAUCUUUGCACAAAAGUGACCAAUCUGUUUACCCAGAGCUGUGAGAUGUGAGGAAGCCAUGAACAUAAGCACCUGCUAACACGAGUCAGCAUUGCUCCUCCUAGAAGGUUUGAUGGUCAGGGUGACGAGCUUCCAGACGAAGAUAGGACCCGAGAACCACAUCAAGUAAUUAAAUUUCAAGUUUGCCCUCGGAGUUCUCUCUGCUUCUGUUUUUUUGCUAUCCAGUACUAAUCCUCCUCUGAGGAGGAAGGGAAGCCCAGAAAUUGCUAGAAGUUCCCAGCCCCCACCCCUCUACCCCUGGUUCUCUACUCCCAUUGCAUGAUGACCAUCUUGGGACAGGCUGCUUACCUGAAAUGCUUGGUCGGCCAGCCAUUUUGGAGUUUGAGAGGAGACACGUGUUCUAGAACCAUCGGGGUAGAAGGCUGCACAGACCAAAGCCGCAUUUUUAAAACACCACCCUGGUCCUGUGGUAUCUCUGCCUUCUCUACAAGCCCUUUGCCAGCCUCAGAAUAGACCAGGUAACCUUGAAUUUCGGGUGUUUGCAAAGUCCGGCUGAAACCUGUCUCUCAUGCUGCUCACACAGCACCAGGGGCUCUGAACUGGCACUAAGACCAGUGGUUCCUCUUUUUGUGUGUUGAGUAACCUGAAACUCAGCAGUGGCCAGCGGCACUAAAGUUCAAGUGCACAUUCUAAUAUAAACCGAAGCAGUCUCUCUCGCUUCAGGACUCCAAAGCACUCUGAUACUUCCUGCAAGGACGCAGCUUAUUUUCCUGGCCUGCUGCUUGGAAUCUGAGCAGCAGCGAGAUGAAAACAGUACCAUUUCCCCUUGUGUUGGCAGACAGGCGCAGUCUAAAUUCCUGGCCUCAAGUUUCAGUCUCACCCUUAAAUUUUACUCUGGCAAGAAGGCAUGAUUUCUCACUCCACUUCAACCCUGAAGCUGAACUCUGGGUCACUAACACCUUCAAAUCGGGGCUCCUGCCCACCGCACGUGGGCUGUGUCAUGGCCCGCACUUGGGAGCACCUGGCGGCUGGGGAGAGUCGGGUAGGAAAGAUGCUGGGACCCUGCUCUGUGCUAACAGAUGUCAUUUGGCGGUCAAGUGUGCCCACCCUACCCAGUUUGUUUGUUCCCCCCACCCCCCUGCCCCGGGGAUCUGAGUCGAUGUGAGCUGUGCAUGAACCCAUUUUUUGUGAUGACCCAUUAAUAAUCCAAUCGAGGGUGGCCUGAAUCUGCUUGCCCUUCAUUCAGCCUCCCUGUGAGCACCAGCUGCUUACCUUCAUAGGAGCCCUGCUUUGUUAACUCUGAGAAGUGAUGCCACUGGGAGUAACCUCCCGACUUGAGGGAUACCUCCUUUCUAGUUAACUUCCUGGCAUUGGUGCUGCAUUUGAAGACGCACCUCAAGUCUGACCUCAAAUGUAUUGAUGGUUUCUCCACGUGCAGGAAGAGACCCUGUCGCUCACUGGGGCCAUAUUUUCCUGGGUAUCCGACGGAGGCCCUACAAGGGAGAACCCUUCGGUUGGAUCCUCUGAAGUCAAGAACUUCUGUUUUCCAGGGUUAGAUCCGGAUCCUUCAUCUGGCAGAGAACAGAAUGUCACAGCUGGUUUUGGAACCUAUUCCAGUUUAGCCAGUUACGCUCAGAGGACCAAGGGAGGUAUGUAGGGAGGAUGUCAUUUUAAAGACCUGGCAACUUUUUGGGAUUAUUUGUGGAGACUUCCCAAGGUGAGGAUCAGGAAAGAAAAUGUGUUUUGUUUUGUUUUUUGUUUUGUUUUUGUGAGUUCAAAAUUUUGUUUACUUAUCCUCUUUUCAAAAAUAGUUUAAGUGUAUGCUAAAGAAAAUGCUUGGAGAUUUGCCUGGGCUGGUGAGAGUUGGUUCAAAUUGUCGUGUGUGUUUGUAUAGGGAGGUGAGAAGACCAUCCACUGAAAGAGGAAGUCAUUAAAUAAUACGGCUAUGUGGGUGUUUUAAAACUCAAGCCAUCUGGUCUUUUUUUUUUUUUUUAAUGGAUAAAAAAAUAGCUGCUUUAGGAAAAUUAAAAGUUUUUAUCUGGUAAUUUCCAAAUUAAUGUAGAUGAAAAGUAAGAUAUGCACUAGAGUAAAUUGGAAGCAUUUUGGUAAUGUGUAUUUGCAGAGCCUUCGAAAUGUUAAUUUCGUAGUGAUGGCUAAGAUGCGUGAGGUUUCCUCUUUGUGAUGGUCACUGACCUCCUUCCAUGAUGAAGGUGAAAUCACUUGUCAAUGCAAACUGUAUUAGAAGUUAAUGAAAUAAAGCUUUGAGUUUGAGAAAUAAAGAUAUAUUUAAAAACCCCCAAAA